Ustilaginoidea virens is the source of this 264-nucleotide messenger RNA. RefSeq lists its product as uncharacterized. NCBI's taxonomy places the organism in Eukaryota, Fungi, Ascomycota, Sordariomycetes, Hypocreales, Clavicipitaceae. The record is from RefSeq and is a predicted model, not a curated record. Bases 1 to 264 code for a protein of 87 amino acids. The transcript has a single exon.
AUGCAAAAUGCUGGUCGCUGGAAGCUGGAAGCUGUCGAGUCGCACGGUGCAAACUUGGCCGCGCCCCAGGCAAUGCAAAUGAUGCGUCCUGCCCAAGCAUCCUCUGACGUCAAGCCGUCAAGCCGUGGGGCUGGUGCCCAAGGCUUCAAGGCUUCAAGGCUUCCAGGCUUCCAGUCCGCUUUCGGCAGCGCCACAGGCCAGUUGACCGCGGCUGCCAUACCAGCCCCGGCAGCCCGCUGGCAACUGGCUGUGGCCAGCUGCUAA